AUGCCAGCAAAUAGGAGAACUGGCCAAUCUUCAUCAACCACCAGAGCAUCUCCUCCUCAAUCGAUUGGACGAACAUUGAAUCCAGAAAUACUUCAAUGCCUCGAAAAUGAAUUGAAACUAUUAAAAAAUACUGCAUCAAAAUAUCAAUAUACUCUUCAGAAAGCUAUUUCAUCUUUGGAACAAUAUCCGAAAAAGAUAUACAGUGGUGCAGAGGCUCAAACACUGAAAGGAGUUGGACCCAAGACUGCUCGAACAAUUGAUAAAUAUUUAAAAGAUAAUAAUAUUAAUUUGGGUGACCCACCUCCAACAAAUUCAACAACAUCUUCACAAGAGCUUAUCACCAAUGAAAAUAAUUCACAAAUUUGUUCUUCUAAUGAUAAUACGACAGCAUCAAAAAAGAAAUCUACACGAAAAUAUGUUCCCAAAUUUAAAACAGCUGCAUGGGCCAUCAUGAUCGCCAUGUACAGAUAUUCAAAAGAAAAAAAUUGUGAAAGUGCUACGAAAAAGAUAAUUAUACCCAUUUGUGAAACACUUACAGAGACACCCAUGGAAAAAUCUUCAAAUAGUUCACACUAUACAGGAUGGAAUUCCAUCUCAACUCUCGUGAAGAAAGAUUUGGUGAAAAGUCACAAACGAGGUAAAUACUCACUCACACAAAAAGGAAGAGCACUUGCAAGAAGACUUCAUCGAGCAGAAAAAGAAUUUGCAGAUCGAGAUUUUUCAUGGCAAGAAACAGAAGAAGAAUUAAGCAGUUCCUCAGAGAAUGAUGAGAGUGAGGAGGACGAGGAAACAACAUUGUCUCGUCGACAAACAGAUACUACAACACGAGAGGCCUCUAAGGAUGGUAAAGAAUUAUCAAAAAAGAGAAAAAAAGCACUUUCUAAGAGAUCUGAAAAUUCGACAACAAGCAGUUUCCUUGAGACACAAUCAGCGCCACCUCAACUCGGCAAUUCUUCUUCUUCGUAUCAAUAUUCAUCUCAAGAAUAUGAGUUUGACCCUGAUCUUGACUCGGAUUUACUUCCUACGAAUUCACAACAAGAAUAUUCUUCACAGCCAUUAUUGAAUACCUCAUUCCCUACAAGUAAGCAUUCCAAGAAUUACAACAGAACCACUUUAAGGCAAGAAUCUCUCUCUGAGAGUCAACCUGCAAGUACUACUACUACAGCAUUAUCGGAAUGUCCUAUUUUCUGUAUUGAUUCAGACGAUGAGGAUGAGAGUGCAUCUGAUUCUGAUUCUAUUGAAAUGUUCUACGAUUAUGAGAAUUGUCCUGUGAAAUUGUCCUUUCUCGAUGAUCGUAAUAAGGAAGUAUCCACCAUUGACAAAUGUAAAUUAAGCAUGAGCGCUGGAUGUCCUGUGUUAAUGAUUCAAUGUAAAUAUCCAAAAGAGUAUAAGGUGACGUGUAAAAAACUGUGGCAAGUUAUUUUUGAUUAUGAACCUCAAAGUAAGGAGUGUGAUGACUUUAUCGUGGUUCAAGGUAAAGUCAAUGAAAGAAGAUUGAAAAAUGUUAAAGAAUCUAGAGAUUUAUUGAAAAAUCUUGUAUUUGAUUCGAGAUUAUUACCAACUUUUGUGCCACAACAGCAGCAAAAAACUUCCACGUCAAAAGGGAAGACGAUCAAUGAACACACAACAACCCAAUCCUGGAGUCAGAUUUCUUCAAGUGAUGAAGAACAAUGUGUGUCGACAACAAGUAGUUGUCAAUUUUCAAUACCUGAUUUCAAUGGGUUGGAUCAUGUGAGCAACUCAGAGUAUGCACAAUCCAAUCACUUGGAAACAGUACCUCCAUUCAGCUCCAUGACAGAACAGAGAAAGAAUCCAGCAAGAAAGAGAAAAGAAAUUCUAUUCGAUGAUGAAGACGACCAUCAUGAUGAGGAUGAUUUUGAAUCGUUACACGUCGACACGAAUCAAUUCGAGCGACGAAAAGUGAAUUCGAUGCAUUGCACGGAACGAGAGAUUACAUGUAGUAGGCCCGAUAGUAAUGCUACUACCAGUAAUAGUUCUCGAACCAUCAUGCCACCUCCUUCGUUUAUUCCUUCAAGAAAUUUACCGUUAUCAUCAUCUGCUUCUGGUGGUGCAUCAACAUUACGACCGUUAAGCUCAGAAACUUCCAGUAGUGACAAGUCCAUUAACUUUACAGAUUACCUUAACAGUGACUCGGAUAGAAGUUCUUCUUCAGAAAGAGUGAAUAGUAAUAGUGAACGAAGAGAAAAGUACAAAAUCAAACUCAUUAUUGAUCAACGAGAACGAACAGGACGAGGAUCCGAUCGAAAACAAUUUUGUGAAAAACUUUGUAGAGCUGGAAUUGAUGCCGAAGUGUCUCAACUUGGAUUAGGAGAUAUGAUUUGGGUUGCACAAAAGAUGGAUCAAUCUGGAGCAGGAUUAACAAGCAUCUCCACAGCACAAGUUCUAGAUGUUAUUGUGGAAAGAAAGGAUAUUAAUGAUUUAGCGUCGAGUAUUAAGGACGGAAGAUAUAGGGAACAGAAAUUUCGAUUGAAUCAAUGUGGGUGCUCUAAUGUGUUUUAUUUGAUUGAAAGAGACUUUAAAGAUCAAGAUCAAAUUUCACACACAAGUUUGGAGACCGCUAUGUGCAAAAUGAUUUCAGAAGGUAUCGGUGUGAAACAUACUCCGUCCUUGGAAGCAUCGAUAGCGUUUUUGCAACAUCUUAAUGCAGUACUGUGUGAAUUAAUUGAUGAGAAUGGAAUUGAACCUUACAAACUCAUGGUCACUAAUCCUCUUGACGAUGGUCCACAACUUUUUAAUCCAACACUCGCACAGUACAAUCAAAUGUUCAGUAAGAAAAAUUUUGAAGUCAAGAAAAAGGAAAUCUUUGCAAGACAACUUCAAGCCGUCGAUCGAUGUUCUGCUCAAGUGGCAGAAAGUAUUACGAAUGCUUUUCCAACACAUGAAGCACUGAGUGCCGCAUUUAAGAAACAUGGUGAGACUGCCUUAGAAAAUGUGCCUUUGAUGUCAGCAGUAGAUCAGAUUUCUACAAAGCGAGUGGGAAAGUCGCUCUCCAAACGUUUAUAUCUGGAAUUUACACAAUAA
This is a messenger RNA of Naegleria lovaniensis, 3042 nucleotides long. RefSeq lists its product as uncharacterized. The record is from RefSeq and is a predicted model, not a curated record. The coding region runs from base 1 to 3042 and encodes 1013 amino acids. Gene Ontology annotation, molecular function: crossover junction DNA endonuclease activity; DNA binding. Lineage: Eukaryota; Heterolobosea; Eutetramitea; Acrasida; Naegleriidae. The transcript has 2 exons. Gene Ontology annotation, biological process: double-strand break repair; DNA catabolic process.